UUAAAAACCCGAGUCUUUGACGAUGCGGUUUAAUUUCUACCAACUUUUUUCACUUUUUGGCAACAGGUGGCGUUUGUAUGUUUUGAUGGACAAGUUUUGUCAUUUUGUGGUUGUACGACUUCGUGUGAAGUGGAAGAAAAAAUGGCCUGGGCGUCACCAAAGCCCAAGUAUAUAUAUCAAUUGCCGUACAUACCGCAACGGGACCUGGCACUGAUUUUGGAUGACAAUAAUCAAUGGAAAGAACUUGGUGACUUCAUGCAAUAUAAUGUAACUAGGCUGAAUGAGUUUGGAAGGAAUUUGCAGUCACCCACAUUGGCAAUGUUUUCAGAUUGGGGGCAGAAAAAUCACACUGUUGUAGAACUCUUCGUUUUGCUUUCUAAAAUGCAGCAUUACAGAGCCCUUGAAAUACUGAUGCCGUAUGUGGAUGAGAGUUACCAUGUCCUAUAUAGAAACGGAGAACUGAAUCUGUCCAAGUUGCUGAAAACUGAACUAAGUGGUGGUCUGGGGAGCAACAGUGAAGCUGCUGCAGCCACAGUGAGGAGUCCUAAUGGAGCAAAAGGAUCUGUUGACUCGUGCAAUUUUAAUUCACCAGUAAGUGAAAGAGCUUUUCCCUCAAAACUGGCAGUCUUUGAGAUAGGUCAACCCACUACAAGUAGUAGCAAACCCAUACCAAUAAACCAAGGGGAUUUGACAAGAAGCGAAAAUAUUCAAGCCUCCUGGAACCCCGUUUCGCCUGCUCAGGUUCCGAAUCCGUCACCGCAACAUGGACCCAUCAAUGGAACUCUUCCGAGAAGGGAUUCGGAAAGCUCUGCCUUUAGCGAUGCUUCUUCUGCUUCAGCUAUGUCAAACAUCCCACCCAUCGACGAGCAUGAAUUGGCAAUUGCAACUAACUUCUGGAAUGCGGUUUCCAUUCUCGGUAAAGGAGGUUUCGGGACAGUCUACAAAGGGACGUGGAAAAACACCCAAGUGGCCAUCAAACGGAUGGAAAAUAAAGGUUUGGCUGGUGCUAACCUCAUCCCUAUGCAGCAGUCUAUGGGUGAACUCCGCAUCUUAAAUGCCGUUCGGCACGAUAAUAUCUUGCCUCUGUAUGGCUAUUCACUGGGUGGAGAUUAUCCCUGUUUGGUUUAUCAAUUCAUGCCCAACGGAUCACUGGAAGAUCGCCUUUUAUGUCGACAAAAUACCUAUCCGUUGAAUUGGGAACAACGCUUCAACAUUGCGCGGGGGACGGCUCGUGGCCUGCAGUUCCUUCACACUAUGGGAGAUAAACCGUUGAUUCAUGGCGACAUCAAAAGUGCGAAUAUUCUGUUAGACAAAAAUUUUGAACCGAAAAUUGGCGAUUUUGGCUUAGCUAGGGAAGGGCCCCAAACACAUUAUACGCACAUCAAAGUCAGUCGUGUUCUUGGAACGCGCCCUUAUUUACCGGAUGAAUACUUACGAGGGAAGAAAAUUUCGACGAAGGUUGAUACCUACAGUUUUGGAAUUGUCUUGUUUGAGUUGGGCACAGGGCUUCGUGCAUAUGAUAAUCACAGAGAGCAUCCAUAUCUCCGAGACCAAAUUGAAAACGGUGGACAAACAGAUCUGCGAGAUGUCAAAGCCGGUCAAGUUUGUGUGGCGCUAUACCAACCACUGAUGCAUUUAGGAUGGUUGUGCGCCUCUGCCAAAGCUAAAGAACGACCCGAAAUGGUUAAGGUGCUUCAAGAUUUAGAUCAUCUGGCAUCGGGAACCGAAGUUUACAUUAGACAAAGCACGGCUCGACCUCCUCGAGCUGUUGACACCCCUCCAGUUAGGUUAGCGAGGGAGAAAGAGAUAGAAUUUUUGUCUCAAACUCCAAGAGAUAAGGAGAUAUCAUUCUUACCUCCAACUUCAAGAGAUAAAGUGGUUCCUUUUCUUCUUCCGAGUCCUGCCCCACAAAUAGAAGCUUCUGCUGAGCCUUUUCCCGUACCAAGAAUGAAUUAUGCACCUGGAAUAGAAAUUGUGCAACCAAACGCCAUUCCAUCGCCUGCCGUUAUGGUAAAUGAACAUGAAAUCAUCCCAGCCUUCGAUCAACUGGUUGUGUCAAGAGACGUAUCAACAGGUCUUUGUAGUGUCGCAUCCGAUGAAAUCCCAAAUUUUAAUUCGCUAUUGAAUGUGGAAUCAUCCUCCCAGACGGUAAAUGACGACAGAACCAAGAGUAGUUCCGGAGAUAGCUCAGAAACGAGUUCUGACAGCACUGACGAGUCGGAAACCCAAGAUCGUCACAGCAAUAUAUAACCGCCCUCGAUCCAAAUUGAUUAUAUGAAAUAUUAUUAUUACUUAUUUGUUUGAAAUGUGUUUACAGGAAACUUGAAUUCAUAAAAAAAAAAAAAAAAUGUAAAAAGGAAGGCCCGGGGAGGAAGGUGUAAUAAUUUGAUAAAAGAUGCUUGAAAUCUGGUCGAGUUUGUUCAUAGAGGUCGCGGCGUACGCCUUUGAAAUGUUUCAGUGAUGUCUGCUGCCGUUACAAAAUUGAAUGCCUGAGAUGAGCUGUAAACUUUCGGGAUUCUUCACGUUAUUAUUGGUUUGUAACAAGCAUUCAAGUCUAUAAACAUUCAUGAACCUGUUUCUAAUUGCGUUGUGGUUUUAAUACAUUUUAGUUAUGGUGUAUUGCA
This is a messenger RNA of Daphnia carinata, 2624 nucleotides long. Its product is annotated as serine/threonine-protein kinase pelle-like. The transcript is spliced from 10 exons. Gene Ontology annotation, biological process: protein phosphorylation; signal transduction. Gene Ontology annotation, molecular function: ATP binding; protein binding; protein kinase activity. The record is from RefSeq and is a predicted model, not a curated record. The coding region runs from base 142 to 2250 and encodes 702 amino acids. NCBI's taxonomy places the organism in Eukaryota, Metazoa, Arthropoda, Branchiopoda, Diplostraca, Daphniidae.